Molecule: messenger RNA, 2716 nt
Organism: Ixodes scapularis (black-legged tick)
Lineage: Eukaryota; Metazoa; Arthropoda; Arachnida; Ixodida; Ixodidae
Product: oxysterol-binding protein-related protein 11
Exons: 21
Coding region: 26-2149 (707 amino acids)
Cellular component (GO): cytosol; membrane; intracellular membrane-bounded organelle
Molecular function (GO): sterol binding
Source: RefSeq, a predicted model, not a curated record
CGCACGUCGUUCAAAAGAAACGAUCAUGGCGGACGAAGAAGUAGGUGAUUCAAAUCUGUCCUCAAUCGUUGAUAAUGUCGCUGGGUUAACGGAAGAAGAGAAAAUCCAACUAUUGUCAGUCAUGAUCAAAGCUAAGGAACUAGAUGCCCAGGAAGAAAACAAGAUGAGGCAGCCCUUGGAAGGGCAACUGUUCAAGUACACAAAUGUAGUUAAAGGAUGGCAGUACCGGUGGUUUGUGCUCAACCCCGACAUAGGAAUGUUUGAGUAUUACAUGUUGGACGAAUUAAAAAAAGGGAGACCACGUGGGGCUGUUCACCUUGCCGGCGCAGUGAUUUCGCCCAGCGACGAGGACGGGCAAAUGUUUACCGUGAGCGCCGCCUGUGGAGAAGUUUACAAACUGAGAGGUCACGACGCAAAGGAGCGGCAGUUCUGGAUCAACCGGCUACGCAAGGUUGCGGAGGAUCACACCAAAACGAUAGCACAGAAAAACCCUCCGUUGCUGCCACGGGAGAUCCGGGGUCCCCACGAAGGGGCGGUGUCCUCGGAGAAAGGGGCCGGCACUGGGCAGGGCCACCAGGGUGGCUCGGCCAGCGCGCCCGUUUCACAGACAGUGUGGUACACUACGGCGGUGGGCGCUCCGACAGAGGCCACCACGACACCGGCAGAGGCCUUCACCUCGGUGCGCGAGAUCCUGGCACGGGCCGGAAGGAUGUACCACUGCCUGGCGCGAUCCAUCGAGAGCCUUCCAAGCCAUGGAUCGGGCUACAAGUUUUACGACCGGGACAUGCUGGUGCUGAAGGCGACCUCUUGUGCCACCGUCAUGUGCCUGGAACAGUGCCUGACCAUUCUACAGGAACACAAGGCCCAAGCUCCUGCUGGCCUCCCUGCUGGAUCUACGGUCGAGUGGCUCGAACCUCACUGCAGUGCAGGGGACACGACGGAUGGCAGCGACGACGCAGGUUUGAGCGGUGACUGGUCCCAGCCGCCCCCACACAUUCCCGCGGGGGGCUGUCCAGCCGCCGCAGUGGUUGGAGCCAACAGCUCGGGAGAGGUGUCAGACGGGGAGAGUGGAGAGGAGGAUGAGUCCAUCCCCACAGAGGAGAACAAGGACUCUAUUCUUCAGCUACUCUCCAAGCUCAAGCUGGGCAUGGACCUCACAAAGGUGUCGCUCCCAAGCUACAUUCUAGAGCCAAGGUCGCUCCUUGAGGUUUAUGCGGACUUCAUGAGCUACCCGGAUCUGUUUGUGAGAAUUGCCGACGGAACCACGCCAGAGGAGCGGCUUGUACGAGUGGUGGAGUGGUUCCUCUGUUCCCUGUACGCAACCCGGAAGAGCCAUUCAGCGCGGAAGCCCUACAACCCUGUUCUGGGUGAGAUGUUUCGCUGCUCGUGGCAGGUGCCCGGAAUGGGCGACGCGGGCCUGCAGGUGACGUUUGUUGCCGAGCAGGUGUCACACCACCCCCCAGUGAGUGCCUUCUACGUGGAGUGCAUGGAAAAGAAGAUGUGUCUCGAAGCGUCGCUGGGCGUCAAGUCCAACCUGAUGGGCAACUACGUCGGCAUGCAGUUCCUCGGAGAGGUGGAGCUGCGUCUGCUGUCUUUGGACGAGGUGUACGUGAUUGGACUGCCAACGAUGUACUGGCGCUCGCUGCUCAACCAGCCGUACGUGGAGCUCAACGGCCGUGUGAGCGUGACCUGCGGUGAUGCAGUCGCUCCCAUCACAUUUCACCCCAAGCCCUUCUAUGGCGGCAAGUUGCACUGUGUGUCCGGAGAGGUCAAGUCCGGCAGCGGCGACGUCGUCUGCAAGGUGUCGGGGGAGUGGGACGGAAAAUUGGAGCUGCAGUAUCCAGACGGCAACACCAGGGAGUGGCCGGUGAGGGAGCAGCAUCGCCAGCACAAGCGUUGCCGUCCAGUGGACGCCCAAGACACGUGCGAGUCCCGCCGGCUGUGGCGUCCUGUCACGCAGGCGCUCCGCUCGGGGGACCUCAUGCUCGCUUCGCACCACAAGUUCCAGAUUGAAGAGAGGCAGAGGGAGCUCACGAAAGGAAAGGAUGCUGCCGAAACAGAAAAUGGCCUACAAGCGCAGGACGCAAAGUUGUUCCGACUCGAAGGCAACAUGUGGAAGUACAAAUACAUCCUGAGCAAGGGCAGCUAGCCACAGAAGGCAGCCAGAAGAUUUUCCGCUAUUGGGAGAAGACGGCUGCGCGAGACACAACUUUUGCCUCCAGGGUAUUAUGAGGGGGCUUAAAGGCAAUUUUUGUUACCAUAUUUAGCUAUUUUCUCUGCCCUAAGUCAGCUAACGCAAGUGGCGAAUCGGAACACGGCCUUCGUAUGGUGCGAAUUCAUUCGUCAACUGGCUGUCGUGUAACCGAAUAUCAGGAAAGACAUUUAGUACAAGCUUGUUUGUUGCGGCAGAAACUGGAUAUGCCUCCUUGAUCGUGAAGCUUUUGUUUCUGUUUCUGCAGCCUUUUAACAAAAUAAUGAAAGUAAAAGUUAUUUGUAUAUGCAAUUUUGGAAGGAGGGGCAGGUCGAAUUUCUGGGCAGGAUUAAUGGAAUCCCGAGAAUCUCGACGCAAUUCAUCGCCUCCCUCCACACGGGUAGCAUCUCUAAGGACACGUCUAUUGUGAUAGACGGAAACCAUAUCACCUUUCUACCACUGCACCUUUUGUAAAUGUUCUUUUAUAAAAAAAACUUCUCUAAUAAAUUAUAAUGGCUUUGAAAA